AUUUGAUAAAAAGUAUGAUAAAAAUGGCAGGCUUUUUCUCAGGUUUUCAAAAUGUUUCAAUAGAAGAUGUUAAUUAAUUUUGUUUAAGUAGGUUCUUAUCCGCUACUGACGGUGCUUGUUUUCACUGUAAGGUCGGUUGUUGUCAUUUGUCAAUUUGUCUAAAUAAAUCUAGUUGUACAUAUUGUACAUAGACACUAUGGACAGUAAGGUGAUUUGCAAGGAACAUGUUCUUAAGGUUAACAACCAUGAGCUUGUUGAUAAUGGACAUACUAGCUACUUCUCUAAAAUGCCUCCUGCAACAGCAGAACAACUGACCAUCGCAAAAGUUUUAUCUAGGCCAGAUAACGAUGUAAAUAUCCGGUGCUACGUUGUUCAGCUUCAAGAACUAACUGAGUGUUCAGAAGACCAAGCAGUGACUGCAUUGUAUGACUGCGAAAACAAUAUUGAAAGAGCAGUUGAGCUGGUUCUAGAUCAGUUCCGCUGUGGUGCGACAGAAGAGUGGCACACAACUGUCAGCAAGCGUGGCAAAACAAGGCACUCCCAGUCGGCACCAGAACCCGGACCGGAUACGACUGCACCUCAGAAAAAAGCUCCGAAACCGAAACUAGAAAAACCUUUUGAAAGUCAAGAUAAGUCAUCAGGACAAAACGUUUCGGUAUCACCUCCAGUUAACGUCACCAAAAAUUCAAACUCUCACCCUGAAAAGUUCAAGAAACCAGGCACAAAGAAAAAAAAUCCACAUAGAACAGAUGCAGUCGCUGGUGACCGCGCCUUCAUUCCGCCACAAAGUCGUAGUGAUGAUAUACUGUGCAACAGUUCGAAGCAGUUACCAGAAAGAAAAAGUAGAGUUGAGUCUGAGGGUAUGUUCAAUUGAUGGUUCAACUUGCAUUUAGCAUGGGAUCCGUACGCUGACUGUGGCGAGUGGGAAGGGGAUUCAAUCGAAAUUGUCAAUUCAAAUGCAUCCAUUGCCAUGGGUCUGCAGGAAGCAGUAUCCUUGCCACCAGAACUUUUCCAUGACAGUCCAAGUUGUUCGGAAAAAAACUUGAACGCGGAUUACAAUUCGCACGUUGAUGCUGUCCAAAAUCUAACUAAAGAUCCAGAUGCUUUGGAUGCAGAAGCAUUGUUUGCGUCAUUUGCCAAAAGUAAACCACCUCCUCGCGCGUUUACUGGGAAGCUAGAGACAUCACUAUUUUUUGCUCCGGAAUUGUUGCCUAGCGAGCAAUUUAACUGGAAACCGACUUUCGGUGGUGAGUGUCCUGGUCCACAGUUUAAUACUAAAACAACUGUAAUUCUGAGUCCUGGACAGAUUACCAGUAAUACAGACGAACCACUUCGAUCACAAAAUGAUUCUCGAAAUGUCCAAACAUCCACGGAUCGACCCGAUUGCAGUCCGAAGCAGUUUUCGUUUCCACAAAUAUCCCAACAAUCACAUUCCGGCGAUUUUGAACUUAAGAACACGUCCUUAGGCGUUCUUUUAGAUCCUCCAUCUAAAACAGAGGAAAAGGUAAGCAAUGUUCCCAGUGACUAUCCAUCGCGACACUACGAUGAACAAAUGGUGUCCAAAGUAGCACUUUCAUAUCCGAUAAAUCAUAACAAACAGACACCCUCCAUGGUUGCCAGAACUACCAGUGAUAAACCCAGCUAUUUGGAGCCAAAUAUUAAGAACUAUCUUUUGGAUGGUCUACCGGAUAACAUGAACAAAAUGAACGUUGGAGAGGUCACUGGACAAAGCACAAAAGAUCAGUUUUUAAUUCAGAAUAAUGCACAGUCAUCUCUAGCCCCCUUUUCUCAUGGUCAAAAUGAGCAACAUAUGGUUCCUCACUUGAAUAAAAUACCCGCCUCUCAUGCUAGCACCCACGUAUCUGGGCACACACCACAAGUUAACAAUUCUCAGGCGACUCAUCUUCCUCCAGGUAUGCCACACUUCAUCAGUCAGUUUGCUCCACCUGCUUAUCACAUGUUCAAUUUACCAGGCGGUUCUAGUACAACCCCUGCUAUUUUCGAUCUCGAUCAUUUGCAGCUCUUGCAACAACAGAGGAUGCUUUAUGACAUGCACUUACAGCACCAGGCUGCCACUACCGCUCAAAGUCUUCUUACUGCAAAUGCGGAUUCCUCAGCAUCAGCAAAACCCGUCAGUCACAAUUUAUCAAAUCCAAUGGGUCAUGUUACUGCUCCAAACACAGGAAUGCGACCAGACAUGCUGACAACUGCACUUGGGCACACUCCACAGAUGAUGACACCUGGACACCCUUAUUUCCCUUAUCCCGGUUUUGUCCUCAUGGUAAGUUCAGUAUUAACUUUAUUCAAUUCAUAAUUGUUCAUCAAACUACUAUGGAAUUGCUUCAUAGAAGUUAGUCUAUAAGCAUUUGAUAAACACAUUCCCUUGGUGAAGCUGGAGGAGUAUUUAAGACCCAUACAGAUUUAUAGUACGGUGUCAUUUUUGUGUUCCACUUCGUUUUUCUCCAAAAUACUACACGCUCAUGUUUAUCUCUGCACUGGGUGGGUUAUUGUUUUUACUACUUUUCUUCUCCGUGACAGAUUUCACCUUCCAUAUCUGAAAGAUUUAUUUAUUUAUUUAUUUGAACACGUACUGGUACAAGGGGGCACCAGAUACAUAUUCGCCACAUUAGUCUCAUUUGAUUUGUGUGAGAGCUGUGAUACUGCCCGGGUGCCCAAACCGAAGCAGGUGGUUAUCUUAGGGGGCCACACCGAAGCCUUAGACCCAAAGGUCUGAUCCGCAUGGCAGUGAAGCAUCAUAAGGAGAUGCAGUCCCAUGGUAGUCGGUGACCAACGAUUGGUUCAUACGCCAUUUAUUCCCUCAAUGUACUGAAACCCCAUGUGCACCACUGGUUUAGAAUCAGGGUUUCCCAACUCCCUGAGGUGAACUCUCCAUGUCCACCAACCCGGUCAAAGCGCCGGGCAUUGGCUUUUCGUGCUCUCAAUUUCGUAAACAACAUCACCGCCACGAGAAGGCAGUAAGUAGAACUUCCCUGGCAGAGGCUAUAUACGCGUGGUCAUGUGAGAACAUUUUGAGAGGGAGAGCGGACUCUCCCCACCCUCGGCCGUACCAGGGCAUUUGGGGGCAUCUGAAAGAUCACAUAAAUAUUUAUCUGACAGCAAUAAGAUGAUUUCAGUUGUCCCCAAUUUAAUCAUUUGAAUAGUUGGGGUUCAAAUGUCUGGUUUUAGGUCUAGGGUUUCUAGUGACUUUUGGCCAAAUAACUAUUGUUCUUGUUAAUCAUAGGCAGUAAAAGUAGGCCCUGAUUUGGGUGUUCAUCGGUUAAGUUUACCACAUCAAAAUCGCAUAACAAGCGAAAAAGUGAUGAUAGGAAUACUUUUAACUGCGAUAGGAGUGUAAACGGAAAAAACCGCAGUUCAAGAUGAAUAGUCGUAUCGAAACAAAAGGUAUGGAAUGACAACCGAAGGGUAAAAAAGGAUAAUAAUUGCAACUGCUUCAGAGCAAUCGACUUUGAGCCGUAUUUACUCACAUUUCCAGGCAUGGGUUACUACCAUCCUGUGAAUCUAUCAAAACGGACCCAACGCUUAAUAACAGCUAGUGACUUUACAUAUAUUGUGUCUAUUAAACAUCUUUUCAGUCUGUUGUACUAGCUGUUUUGUACAUCAGAGUAGAUGUUUGUUAGUCGUGCGUUAUGCGCUCCGUAGGCAUCUAAGUCAUAAGAUCACCCAGGAAACCUACUUGCCAUUAAUCCCUGAUAAAAUGUGACCAAAACAUCACCCACUCGGUGAUCCUCUAAUUUAUGGGAAGGGUUUCUGAAAAAUCCGUGAUCGAAUACUUAUUACCUACACAUUUCUUGUGUUUCCUUUGACCAUACUUUUCAGCUUCGGAACAAUACAGAGUAGACUACUGUAAAUUAUAAUGACAGGUGUACAUGUAUUCUUGCUAAGGUGUCUUCAUCGACUGGCCAAUUAGAACUAAAGUGAUUUCCAAGAUAAGUAAACCGGUAGGCUGCUUCUUUCGGUUAUCCAGCUGGGUAGUUAGAUAAACCAGUCCUAAGUCUUAAACCUAUCUCUACUUAUUAUCAAUGAUGCUCGAGAGGCUACGUUAUGUCAGCAUCUCCACUAAACAGAUCUGGAUUUUGCAAGUUUUUUGCUAGAUUGAUCCCUGAAAUGUCAGGUAAAGAAAGUGGAGAGCCCUAUCGACCGUCGAUUGGGACGGCCAAUUCAGAUAACAGGUUGCCAUAUGCUCUUGAUCAGUAGAAUUCGAAACGUUGAUAUACUUUUUAUGCCUUUAAAUGACAGCGACUAUCAUAAAUUAUGUUGACCAGGAAAGGCAAAUGAAGUUUUAAUGCUGAGAGCGUCGGUUUGCUUACACCCAGAGACUUGACUUGGAGUGGAUAUUUGGUCAGCUCACUCAUGUCUAAAACCGGCUUAGUUUUACCGCGGUUGACUGUCCACAGCCUCCAGUUUAGCAUUAGGCUGUUUUUGAAGCUAAGAUUUCGAAUACAAUAUUGGUAGGAUUGAUUUCUUUGUAGCUUUCGUAAGAGGACUUUUAUGGUUCCUGUAAACAAUCAGUUCUUUUGAAAAAGUCAUUCCACGAAUCUAGAUCUUCUCGCGUCAUACAUGUCUUUUCUAAUAACAUUGAUACUGCUACUAGUACUACUCUGGCACCUCGUCCUGACGUGUGGUAACUCAAAGCCAUACACAUGUGCUAAGUUGUACGUUACGUUUGGUUGACUGAGUGUUCGCGACUAGCCUGAUAGAAUUACCUACAGCUACCAGGUUACUGGUACAGUACCUCAAUCAACGUAACUGUUGGCACUAAACGUCUAUCCAUAAAGGAGUUUGUAACUAGUCCAUCAAGGUUAGGUCUCACUGUUGAGAGUCUAAUAUCAACCUCACCGCAGCCCUUGAUGAAAAUGGGUAGCUGGGAAGUACUUGUCCCUCAAAAUAUCCUGUCUUUCCGGUAGUUUGGUCUGAAAACACAUGUUUUUCAAACAUAGUUCUACUGAUAGAUAACUUUAAUUAAAGUUUCUAAUGCUUCUACGUAGUGUAGGGUCACAUAUUCUUAUUACGUUCUUUGUUACCCUCUUCAAUUGUCUUGGGAGUCUCGGCGGUCUUGAAGGUCUGGUAUUUGUCGGAAUUCCGUUAUGCUCUCAUUUCCAGUUUUCUGUGUAAUGAAUUGGCAUAUUCAUCCACCUAAACCAAACUAGGUGCAUAAUUAUGUAGGAGUGCACUAGAAAAAUUAGGGGCGGACGAACCAAAGCACGACAUCAGUCCAGUCCAUGAAGUCAUUGAGGAUUGGACUUGGCCAUGUUAACAGGUGUGGACUACGUGGUUGAUGUCCACGUGAUUGUCGUACCAAUGGUUAGAGACUUUGAAUGACAUGGCUCAAAAUUGUUCACAGUGGUCCAGGUGAUCCGUUCGUUGUCUUCCCCCAAAUUAUGAGAUUCUAAAUUCAUAAUUUUUAUUGCUAUUGUUUUACUAAUUUAUAUUUUCGCGGAUCGUAUUUUUAAUGCCUAGUCUUUUAUUUCUGCUGUUACUGUUACUACCUCUACCAUCCUGGGGUUUGAUCUAGAAACUUCGUCCCACUGUUCUAAUGAGGUCUGACAACUUGAACCGAUGUACAUACGUACCAGGUUUAACGUCGUGACUGACUGCUGUCCAACGGCGUCAGCAGCGAACAUGAGAAUCGGUGUGACAAUGUAUUCUUUCGCAUCUCAUUUCCACGGUGUGUUCGAAUCAAACGCGAUUAUGAACUACUAUUAUAUAUACUUUUUCAACCUGUUUGGUAGAAAUAUCGCGUCCGUAUCAUCAAUAAACUCAAUGUUCGCUUGCGAAUAGACCUAAUCGCUCUUCCGAAUAUCUGGAUUCCAGGAUAAUUAUGUAUAACCUGAAAACUGUUUCUCAUCAUUUUUAACAUAUUAACUGUAUUAUUACUAUCUGUUGUUCAGAAUGGUUAUCCAAAUCCAUUUUUAAACCAACAACAACCAAAUUCAGACAAUCCUCAAGUUCAGAAUCCUGGUCAGUGUGCAUCACCAAUUACCCAGCACCAAUCCCAGCUAAACCAAGCUCAAUCUUAUAAUAAUCUCAAACAACUGGGCAAUGGAGUUGGAAACUAUGAAGAUUUGUUAGAUGUCAAGUAUGGUGACCCAUCCAAACAAGUUGGUUUCAAAACUAGCUCAAACCCAUCCAACUAUAGUUCAUUUCAAUCUCAAGGAAUGUCGCUGGAUUCUGUCGGUGGGAAGUUAUCUUCUGUCUCUCAUUCCAACAACGGAUCUCUGGUUCAAAACUUUAACCAUGGAAAUAGCAAUUCUCAUGCACAGCACUUUUCACCACAAUUUUACGCAUCUGUGUCGGGUUCACCAUACAUGAACACAGUUGCUGCCGCUGUAGCUGCAGCAGCUGCUGCUAAACAUGGACCCAAUAAUAGCUCUACCGUCAGUACAAAUCAGUCUAAUCCAAAUAUCGGUGUUGCUACUAACCAAGCUGGCGCUGUUACUGGGCAAAAUCAAAUACAUUUACCUGGGAACCCGUCUCAAGGAAUGGUCUUGGGUAAUGCAGGUCAAAGUUUACAUCACCAACGUGCUCCAAUUCCACACGCACAACACUGAUUUAAAUGAAUUACUGACAAAGUUAUUAUAUUAAGCUAGUUGUUGUUUGUCACUCUGCUUUGGCUAACCUUAAAUCAGAGUUGUCCAUAGAGUGGUUUUCUACUCGAUUUCUUAGGCAGUCGAGACAUUUGCCUUUUAGAUUUUUGGCAUGUGUAAAUAUAUGCAAACGUCCUACCAAGAUUAUUACAUUGAGACAUGUUUUCUUCCCAAUAUAUGUUUCUGCGAAAUGCUUGCAUUAGGUUUUCACUUUAACUUCUUUUUCUUACCGAUGUUCACAUCCUCAUACUUUGCAUAUCUCUCAUGAGCUUUCGUUUUUGUAUCCAUUAUACUCGUUCAGCUUGAUCCUAACAAAUCUAAAGCGCUGAUCUAAAAUAAAUUUAUUUGACGUAUCUCUUGGUUUUCUAUUAGAUUUUUAGUCACAUUGCUGAUUGUCGUUAUUGGUUUUCAGGGGGCUGCAUAAUGGCAAAAUCGGUUUGCCUGAAAAAUCCACAUGAAUGGCAUCCUUAUGUUCAUCAAUAUGGGUAUUAUGAUCCAGUAACAGUUGGUAGUAUUGACGGUACAGAUACGACUCCACAUGAUCGAGCAAUUCAACGCGCCUUAACGUCAUCUUAUAGGAGUAAAGGCCACGUUUUUAACUGGGAUCCAAAGGUACACAUCAAUGUUUGACUUUGUAAUUGAAAUCGUUGCUUACACUAGUUUAUUUCCCUGAGGUCAAACAAUAUUGAAUAACAGAUACUUUGUUUUUUCACAACACACUUCAUGUUAGGGACUGAUUAUCUCUAAAUGUUCUGGUAAUGUGUUGUUUCCAAUUACUAGUAACUUGGAGGUCUUACGGGAACUUGAUGUAAUAUAUCUGGUCAGUGUGACUGGUAAUUUGGGUUUACGAUAUAGAAGGCUGGUAUAUUGUACAUCCGGGUGUUUACUGAUAAUAAUGGGAGGUACCAUAGCCAGGACUUCCUGCUGAUUGCUUGUAAUAGUCUAAUACAAUUGAUUACAGUGGUCCUGUGUACGGUCAGUUCGGUUAAUCGCUUUCAUAGCUUAUGAAACGGUCAUUGGGAUCUAUCAGUUUACCGACUUACAUGUCUUCGCGGUUCGGUUGUCACUCAAAUUUCGGAAUUAAAGUGAUGAAGUGGAUUGUGUGUUCAACGACGAUAUUUCACUCAAAAUAGGGUGUAACAUUACACGGGGUGUAGUUGGGAUAUGGAUCACUAUUUUGCGACAAGAUGUGGAAUCUUUUUCAUUCAAAACACCAAAUACUAUUUGUUUACAUUGAUGAAUUUGGGGAACUGGACUACUUGUAAAAGGUUUGGUGUUAUACACGCAGCUCUAAUUUGUGGCUCAGGAAACUAACGGGACUAUUCUUCCGUAUUCAGAUUUCUCAUCUAGUCUAAAUCACGAUUUGUUAAGUCAUUCAUACCCACUCUUACAAUACGUCGUGUUUGUUCAAAAUGUAAUUGCCAGUGGGAAUUGAUAUAGUUUUGUGGGUGCACACUGCUGAGGAGUCCCAUAAUAGGGCGGAACGGCCGUCAAGUGCUUCCAGGUUUUCCAUGGUGGCCUAGCUUCAAUUGGCUCUUGAAUUCGACUAUUCUAUUAUAUAUCUUUAAUUUCCACUUAUUGGAAGUACUCGUUUGGCUCUGUAAUAUUGUUACUGGUCGUUAGGGGCUCAAGUAUUUUUGGAUGAAUAGUUUAUUCACAUAGACUAGUUGAGUCGUCGAGUUAGUGUUAUUGGCGUACUCGGACAAUACAACGCCUAUUUAUGGUUAGUAAGUUGUAACGGUAUAUAGAAUAUCCUCGAUCAUAAACCAAAAUUCAUCAUGGAUUAUAGAUCCCUAUUCUAAGUGUUUCCUCAUUUGAGUUGCUGGGAUUCGUUAUUUGGUGCCUAUUUUGUAUCGACCUAUUUUUUAUCUGUUCAGAUUGUUAUACUGAGGAAGGAAUAAUAAUUGUUUACUAAACCAAACGUAUGAAUGUUAUUGUUGCCGUAAUCAUUACUGUUUACAUCUAAUCUUUUCUUUUUUGUUGUUAAUACUGAGGCUACAAUAUUUGUAGGAAGGCUACCUUAUCAUACUUCAAAAAUUUGUUUACAAAAAACACUGAAUGAACUGUUGAAUAAACACUUAGGAAAUGAUUUAAAUAGUAAAUCUAGAAAAUACUGCCGUAGUCGUUCACCAUUUUCUUGCGAUGAAAUUUGGCCAAAAAUUCAUCUUGUUCACAACAUUGUUACUGGCUAUCCAUGUGGCUAUGCAUUUGCAUAUUUUUCAUCAGAAUCAGAUGCCGAACGUGUACUGCGUGCUUGGCGUAAUCAAACUACUGUUUCAACGAAAUUAUACUGUGGACUAAAAGAUGAACGACACUGUGGUUUAGAUAUACCUAAUGGUGAUAAGGUAAUUUUAGAACCGUAUUUUGGUGGUACACUGCCUGGUUGGCGACCACGUCGUCUUGGUGGUGGAUUAGGUGGUCGUAAAGAGGCUGGGCAGUUACGAUUUGGCGGAAUCGCUCGUCCUUUUAGACGUCCGUUUACUGCAAAUAAUGCAUCUUUGACAGAAAAGAAAACAAAGUUUUGCAGAGAUUAAGUUUUAUUCACUAAGAAAAUUACAAUUGAUUUACACAUAUGGUCAUCGAAGUGUUGAUAAGAAUAUCUAAGUGUUUUCAUUUGUAUUUCUUAGUUGUUAUUUUUUCUCUAAUAAUUUUCUUACACUCUUAACAUGGUUUUUGAAUUCCAGAGAAUCUGUAACUGAUAUUACAUACAAGGAUCUUAUUGAUAGAAUAGUGAAUAACUUAAGAAAUUGAUUUUCUUCAAUCUCCUUUACAAAUCAUAUUCAUUUUUAUGUUAAUAUUCUGUAUAUAGGCAUAUUAUUUUAAAACGAAAUUCAUUCUAUUAGGCAACUGCAUUGUUUUCGUAUAUCAGUCCAACCGAGGGCUCACGUCAAUAAUUCAUUCUUGUAAGUAGCUAUCAUCCGAACGAAUCAUAUCGUUAAAUAUUAGCAUUUGAUCAGUGCAUUCCACUCAUUAACCAGACAAUCACCAAACAUAUUUUGACCUGUACUGACAAUCAUCAUGUGCUCACUAGUGACUAGCUUCAAGAGGUAAUUCAGGAAGUCCUAGUGAGAAGCCGUGACCAGUAGGGUUCAACCGUGUCGGAUGUGAGGCAGUUAUCCGCUGAACAUAGUAGAAGAUGGUCGCCCAAUAUUGUGGAGUGGCUGGAGUUAGACAUUAACACUGUUGGAUACCGGCUCAGUGAUCUAGAGGUUAAGGGAUAGCGCAUGAGAUCGGAGAAUCUUACUUUUCUCUUUGUAUAUAUUGAGACCUACUGCUACUGAGGCCACUGCUACACUGCUCGUUUUCUCCUGCAUUUAUUGUUGCGUUUGCGAUGGAAGAGCCAGCUCAUCUGCGAAGUCUAGAUCGUCCAACUGCAUCCUAGAUGUCAUUGUAUCCCGUGCUUCUCUUCAGAUGUUGACGUCUUCAUGACCCAGUCGGUCACCAGGAGAAAGAGAAAGGGUGAGGGUAAGCAACCUUGCCUGACACCGGUCUUUACUUCGAACGAGUUUGUCAACUAUCCUCCAUGCACGAUUUUGCAGUUUAAUCCAUCAUAGGAAUUCCGUACGAUAUUGACUAUCUUCUGAGGCACGCCGUAGUGUCGAAGAAGCUUCCAUAGUGUUGUUCUGUCCACGCCGUGAAAUGCCUUCUCGUAGUCAAUGAAUUCGAUGCAGAGUGAUGAAUUCCAUUCAAUUGAUUGUUCCACAAUGAUCCGUAGAGUUGCGAUUUGGUCUGUACAGGAUGUAUCCUUACAGAAUCCUGCCUAUGGGUCUCAAAGUUGGGCGUCUACGGAGUCCAUCCUGUUUAACAAUACCCUGUUGAAGACUUUUCCUGGUAUUGAGAGAAGAGUGAUGCCCCUGUAGUUAUCACACUUGCUGAGGUCGCCUUUCUUCGGUAUUUCGAUCAGAAGUCCUUCCUUCCAGUCUUUUGGUACUUGUUCCUCAUUCCAAAUCUUAUUGAAGAGAAUGCGGAGUAUCCUUGCAGUUACCACCACGUCUGCUUUUAGUGCCUCUGCUGGAAUGUUGUCUGGUCCUGCCAUUUUGUACAACUUAGAGUAUAUUAAUCUAGAAAUAAUUUGUAAUAUAGAAACUAGGUUAGUUUAAUGAUUUACACUAAACGCAAUGUCAUUUUAUUAGGCUUUAAACAAACCCUAUUUGGUAAUAUCUAGCUAAGAAAAUUAUUUGAUGCGAUUCUCGAUUAAGACGUUGCAUCGGUCUAUAAAGUCAUUGAUUGUUUAAGGACAAACCGCAAAAUCUUCACAAUCAAUAUUAUCUAGGCCAAAGGAAACGACAACAAAUGAAGAUAAGACGUCAUCUACAGAAUAAACUAUAACGACCGGGAAGAACAUUACAUAGAAUAAAAUGGGCACUAUCUACGCCUAUGUGGGACAUCAUCUAUCUGUUAAUCUCCAUGGCGUAGCUUCACUUAUUCCGAUGCUUGUGAACAACUGUGGGCAUGUGUUCGAUUGAGAAAGCAUCGAAAUAUUGGACGGGGAACCAAAUAAGUUUUAGAAACUCAGCACCUCGAACACAUCGAAAUCAAUGCAAUCUGUCAGUCAAUAAGGGAAAAGCUUAACAAUGUGAUCAGAGUUCAGGUGAAGAGUGAUAAUUAUUAAAAGAACACAUGAACAACAACCGACCAAACUUUAGGUCAACAAAACAAGCUGUUGGUCGAUUAUGGGAAGAUUUUAAUAAGCCAGCUUUCUUUAAGGUAUGUGCCAAUGAUUUUGUCUGGACAGAUUACAAAAUCAAACCAUUCAUCUCAGAUAAUAGAUCACCUCAGAAAGAAUUGUGCCAGUCAGUAUUUGAAUAGAACUCUUAAUGCGUUCAGUAACAAUUAAACCUUAAAAAGUCCCGUCAUAUUGAAUAAAUGAAAAAUAUCUACAUUUAAGGCAAGUAGAGCCUUUAAAAUUAUUUCAUAUAAAUCUAGAAUUGUUAUUGUCAAAAUGACUAUUAUGUAAUUCAAAAUUGAAUAAAUGGAGAAGAUUUUAGAAGUAAAGUAACCUCAUUCGAUUUUCUGAUAACAGGAAAAGCUGAUGGAGCAUUAGGAAAGGUUCUGAACAGCAAAGUUACUUGAACACCAGUGUAUACGUAUUACCUAACAGACGGAUUGCUUAGAUUAGUUCCUUUUGUAUCUAUCGAUUCCACUGCUCCUGUGGAGUAAUUUACGUUACCAAGUUUCCUAAGAAUUUACACUCGUGUCCUUGAACAUCCUUCAGGAUGGCUAACCAAAUGUAUAAUUAAGACUAUAAACAGCUCAUAUUCAAUCCAUUUGGUUCAGUUGAGUCAUAAAGCCAGCAUAAGUAGUUUUCUAUAGUUUGUCAUGUUAGUAAUUAUCCCCUAAAAUCCGUCAAACAAUAAAAGCAAUAGCCAUACGGGUUGAAAAAACUGGAGAUUUUGGUGCAGAAUAAUAAUCCAAUUAAGCCUCUUACAUAGAACAACUUCAUUCCCAGUAGAUCGAUAUUCGUCUUAAUUAAAAAAUGACCUACUUUGACCGAUGUACAUAUAACCACUCUCUUUUUGCAUUUUUGUAACUAGAUUUGUCAUGUGCAAAUGUUGUUGUCACAUAGUUUUUCUGAU
Schistosoma haematobium is the source of this 12181-nucleotide messenger RNA. Its product is annotated as ubiquitin associated protein. Gene Ontology annotation, molecular function: protein binding. The transcript is spliced from 7 exons. The record is from RefSeq and is a predicted model, not a curated record. Lineage: Eukaryota; Metazoa; Platyhelminthes; Trematoda; Strigeidida; Schistosomatidae. Bases 971 to 2314 code for a protein of 447 amino acids.